Messenger RNA from Oncorhynchus masou masou (cherry salmon), 582 nucleotides. RefSeq names its product nanos homolog 3-like. Gene Ontology annotation, cellular component: perinuclear region of cytoplasm. Gene Ontology annotation, biological process: oogenesis; negative regulation of translation. The record is from RefSeq and is a predicted model, not a curated record. The coding region runs from base 1 to 582 and encodes 193 amino acids. Gene Ontology annotation, molecular function: zinc ion binding; mRNA binding. Lineage: Eukaryota; Metazoa; Chordata; Actinopteri; Salmoniformes; Salmonidae. The transcript is spliced from 2 exons.
AUGAUUUUUCAACUCCAAGACCUACCGCCUUACAUGAGUUUCGAACCGUGGCGUGACUACAUGAAGUUAGCUGACCUCGUGCGGGAGAUGCAGUUAGGCAAGUUCACCCCAGAACCGUCAACCGUUGAGGGUCAUGACUCCGGGAUAUGGUCGACCAUGGUGGAAUUUGAAGAGUUUCCGCCGCGAGCCUUGCUGUUACCGAUAACACCCGUGGCGACACCACCCCUAUGGCACAAAAUGGAACCCCUGGAUUCCGAAAUCGUCCUCUUGCUUGAAGACGCUCCUUUAUCGCCGAGCAGCACCGGGGGUCCCGAGCCCCCUGCAGCACCGUCCAGAUCCCCCGCUGGCACCUGGGACCAGAGUGGGAGAAACACGCCGGAGGAGGAGGUGCCAUCACCCGAGCGCAAGUUCUGCAGCUUCUGCAAAUACAACAGGCAGCCUGAGUCGGUGUUUCUGUCCCACAGCCUCAAGAACCAGGAUGGGGACAUGAUGUGCCGGUACCUGCAACUAAGUCUUUGCCCUCUCUGCGGGGUCACCGGGGCCCAAGCCGCCACCAAGCACCAUUGUCCACCAUUGGUGUAA